Closterium sp. Naga37s-1 is the source of this 10692-nucleotide messenger RNA. NCBI's taxonomy places the organism in Eukaryota, Viridiplantae, Streptophyta, Zygnematophyceae, Desmidiales, Closteriaceae. The record is from the annotation of a GenBank genome assembly.
AUGUACCCUAAAACUUGCACCUUGGAGGUGCUGGUGCGGCUGGGGGGGACUCCCGCUAGGGCGCUGCCUCUGGCUGGAGUCGAGGGCGGAGCGGUGCCGCGCCAUGUGAUCCCACCCAUUCCUUCCCUCCUGGACCCCAUUCCCCCUCCUCCUCCCCUCAAACAGGAGGGCGCUCCCCUUAGAGGCGAGGGUAGAGCGGUGCCGCGCCAUGCUAUCCCCCCCAUUCCUCCCCACCCCCAUCUUCCGCUUCCCCUCCCCCAGGAGGUGCUGCUGCGCCUGGCUGGCGCUCCCCUUAGAGGCGAGGGUAGAGCGGUGCCGCGCCAUGCUAUCCCCCCCAUUCCUCCCCCCCCCAUCUUCCCCCCGCUCCCCAAACAGGAGGUGCUGCUGCGCCUGGCUGUGACCCCUGCCAGGGCCCUUCCUCUGGAGGCGAGGGCGGAGAGGUGCCGAGCCAUGCGCGAGCUGAGGCCGUGUGGGGGCACCGUGCACCACUGCCUGCUGCCCUGCCGCCACGCCUUCACCCCCUUCUCUACUGUUCCUCCUCCCCUCCUUUCCCCCCUCCCCUCCCUCCCCUCCUCCCCUCCUCCCCUCCGCUGCUCCGCCUGCCCCGUCUGCCGCUGCCCCAUCGGGGCCCCUGCUGCUGGAGGGGGAGAAGCAGGGGGAGGGGGGUUCGCGCGGCAAUCAGGGGAGCGGAUUCACAUCCGUUUAUACGACGCGUGUGUAGACGCAGGCCUUGUCAGCCCUCUCAAAGACGUGGUUAAGGAUGCUGCUGGGUGGGGGGGCGGAGCAGCAGGGGGAGCGGGGGGAAGCGGCGGGGGGGUUGGGGGGCUGGGCGCGGACGCUCAGGGGUGCCCCAUGGACGUGCGGAGGCUGUUUGCCCUCUUUGACAUUGCGCUGGAUCGCGGGCUCGUCACCCUCAUCUGCCACUACGUGGAGGAGGUGUGCAUGGACGAAGCAGCAGUCUCCAGUGACCCGGUGCUCUCUCUCCUGCUGGACCCCAGGCUUGUGCUCGACUGGGCCCAGAGGACCUUCGCCGGGAUAAAGAGGACGCUCAGGGACCUAUACGCCUCUGGUAUCACGGAUCGUCGUAUGGAUGACGCCACCUGCCUGGCCAUGCGCCUGCAGGGGAUUUCUCAGGUGCUGGCAACACUGCAGGGCCCAGACGAUCCCCUGGCGCAGCAGCAGGCGCAGAUACAGCUGGGGGAAGGGGGAAGAGGGGGAAGCGGGGGGAGCGGCGGAACGGAGGGGCGCAAGGGGCACGAGUGGGAGGCAGGGAGGCUGGCAGAAGCGGUUGCAAGAGCCUCUCAGGGGUGGGAGAUGGGGGAAAGGGUGGAAGACACGGGAGGGAUGGGAAGGAGGGGGGAGGAAGGGCGCAAGGGGCAUGAGUGGGAGACAGUGGGCUGGGCUUCCAAGAAACAAUCCUUCGGAGGGCCUUUCUCCACCUGUCUCUCUCACUUCCCUCCUCCUCCUCACUUCCCUCCUCCUCCUCACUUCCCUCUUCCACCUCACUUCCCUCUUCCAUCUCACUUCCCUCCUCUUCCUCACUUCCCUCCUCCUCCUCACUUCCCUCCUCCUCCUCACUUCCCUCUUCCUCCUCACUUCCCUCUUCCACCUCACUUCCCUCCUCCUCCUCACUUCCCUCUACCUACUCACUCUUUCUUCCCCUUCCCACCCUCUAUGCCCCGUUUCACUUCUCCUGUCUGCUUGUCUGCCUGCCUGCCUCCCCCUCUCCACCAUGUCUGCCCCUCCUCCCCUUCCCCCCCCUUUCCACCAUGUCUGCCCCUCCUCCCCUUCUCCACAACACAGCAUCUAGACGUGAUGCAGUGGGCUGCCAAAAACCGUUUCUUUGAGGGCCUCCCUCCCCGCCACUCGUCGCACGCCACGUGGCGCUCCGUGAUUCGCCAGAGAAAGCAGGCUGCCAACGAAACGGCCUGGCCGGAGUUCCUUGGCGUAUCUGCUGCUGCUGGCGCUGCUGGCUCCGUGCUUGGGGCAGGGGCAGGGGAAAGAGGCGGGGGCGUAAGUGGGGGAGGGGGAGGGGGAGGCGGGGGGGCAAAGGAGCAGCAGCAGCAGCAGCAGCAGCAGCAGCAGAAAGGGAAGCUUUUUAUCGAGGAAGCAAUAGAUAGCCUCAGGGAAAGCAGCCGAGAAGGCAGUAAGGAGAGCGCAAGUGGUGCAUCUGAUUCCCCUUUGCUGUUGAGUUGCGACCAGCUUGAUUUGCUGCCUCUCAAGCAGCUGGUACCCACCGCACCACCUGCUGCUUCCGGGAAGUUUCUGCUGCAGGGAGGGAGCCCUGGGUUAGUGGGUGGAGCAGGAGGAGGAGGAGCAGCAGCGGUGGGGUUUCAAUACCCGCCGGAGAAUUUCCGGGCAGCUGUGGAUUUUUUGUUUCUGGAGGCGGGGGCUUAUCUAGCUCUGGCCAAGAAAGCAAUUCUGCUCUAUUACCUCAUCAAUCGCUUCUACCAGGGAGGGCAGAGCGAUAGCCAGCAGCGGUGGUGGCGCGGGCUGGUGGAGGUGGAGACGUCAAUUCCUCUAUUACCUCAUCGACCGCUUCUACCAGGGAGGGCAGAGCGAGGGCCAGCAGCGGUGGCGACUGGCGGAGGAUUGAGUAACCUCCUCUUUUUACCCUUCUCCUCGCUCCUCGUCACUCCCUUCCUGUUAUUUCCCCAGUUGCUCUACUACCUCAUUGAUCGCUUCUACCAGGGAGGGCAGAGCGAGGGCCAGCAGCGGUGGCGGGGGCUGUUCCUGUAUUACCUCAUUGACCGCUUCUAUCAGGGAGGGCAGAGCGAGGGGCAGCAGCGGUGGCGGGGGAUGGUGGAGGACUUUGGGGCGUGCAUGGACGUGGGUGAUGGGCACGUCGUGGAGACGAUGGUGAUGGUGAUGCUCGAUGAAUGCACUGAAGAGGGAUUGAAGGAUGCUUGCUCUCUGAUACCGCGCCUCAUCUCCCUCUCCUCUCCCUCCUCCUCCUUCUCCCCAUCCUCCUCGGCCCCUCCCAUCCAUCCCCGGAUCGCUCGAGUCCUCAUCGAACGAGGCAAGUCCGAGCCUGCGCUCCAGAUCCUACGAGCCUGCAGCCCAGGCCCGGCAAUAUUCCAAGCCAGCAGCACCCCAGGCUCGGCAACCUCCGUUUUCCCGGACCUGGCGGUGCCUCUAGAGGAAGCAGUGACUGCGCUGCGCGUGCUUAUAGAGAAUCGGCUCUUAACAGAGGUUUUUCUGUACCUUCGAGCCUACUGCAAGCAACUAAGUAUCAACGACCCCUCCUCCCCUCACCCACUUGCUGAUGCUCCUGACUCUGCUGAUGCUGCUGAUGGUUCCGAUGCCGCUGUUGCUGCUGCUGUUGGGAGUGUUUAUAACGAAGCAGCGAAAAGUGCUUAUACAGAAGCAGUGGAUGUGCUUGUAUCGGAGCUCUUCUGGCUGGCAGUGAGGCACCAGGCAGUGCCCGAAGUGCUGGCGUUCCCCUGGAGGGGCAGGGAGGGAGCAGUGCUGCAGCGCUGCCUGCUGACUCGCACAGCACAGCAACCCGAGGGGGCGUGCGGCACUCUGCUCGUGCUAUUUCAUGUGGAGGUAAGGAGCAAGCUUGUGUAUGUAGGGGGGGUUCGUGUGGGGUCACAGGGAGGCAGCGGUGCUGCAGCGCUGCCUGCUGACUCGCACGGCACAGCAACCCGAGGGGGCGUGCGGCACUUUACUUGUUAUCUUCCAUGUGGAGGGCUCGUUACAAGGAUUUCGAGUCCGUGCUUCAACUCAUCGCUCCUUUCGAGCGACAGCAGAUCAUCCAAGCACACGGCGAACCCUCUGCCUUCCCCACCACCACCUUCCCCACUCACCCCCUCUCCGUCUCCCGUCUUCCCCCACCUUUCCCAGGAGUCAGUGCUUCAACUCAUCGCUCCCUCUGAGCGCCAGCAGAUCAUUCAAGCACAUGGCGAACCCUCUGCUUUCCCCACCACAGCCAUCCCAGCCAGAACAGGUCCAGUCAAACCAGACACCAAGAGCCUCCCUAAGGGUAUUUCCAAAGGGCUUUCCACCACAGCUUUCCCACGCAAGCCCAUGCAGUCAGCUCAGUCGCCCACAGCUAAGCCCUCCUCUCCCAAGGCGGCUCCCUCUCCCCACUUUGGCUCUCCGAUACUUGGGGGUGCGGGGGGAGCGAAUUCCCUCUCAGGCUCCCCCCUCUCGUUCCCGAAAUCUUCUAGCAAAUCUCAACAGCAGCAACAGCAGCAGCAGCAGCAGCAGCAGCAGCAGCAGCAGCAGCAGCAGCAGCAGCAGCAGGCAUUGUCGCUCUUCUCCUUCCCCCCAGCUCCCGCCUCCCCUCCUCCUUUCACUUCAACUGCCCCCGCUGCCCCCGCUGCUCCCACUGGUUUCGGCCAAUCAGAUCUCCCUCUCCAGCGCAAAAUUUUCGGAUCCGGGCAGUUCGGGCAGCAAGGGCCCGUAGGUGUCGCCCCAGCGCCCUUAGCAAGAGGGGCAACAGCGCCAGUACCCGUGGGAAAUGCGCAGGUGUUGCAUCAGAACCCCCUGUUUGGCAUGCGAGUUUCUCAGGACGGAUCCGAGCCUGAUACCACACAGUCACAGGAAGGGGCCAGGGGUGGGACAGAGGGAGGGUUGAGUGGUGCUGCUGGUGAUAAGGGCCUGAGUGCUGCUGCUGCUGCUGCUGCUGCUGCUGCUGGUUCUGCUGCUGCUGCAACAACCUCUGCUGCUGCUGCUGCCGGUCCUGCUGGUUCGGCAGCCCCAUUGUUUGGUUCGGGAAGCAGUAUGUUCGGAGGAGGCAGCCAAUCAGGAGGAAGCGCUUUGUUCGGGGGAGUUGGGGUGACCUCGUUUGGUAAGGCCAAGGGCGUGGGUCAUUUCACCACCAGCAACACCAACAGCGGCAGCAGCAACGACCCUGCUGCAGCUUUCAAGGACUCGGUUGGUGUGUUCAGGCCCUUUCCUGAGGUGAAAACCGCAGCAACAGGAGCACCUGCAAGCCAGGCUGCAUUUGCACCAGGCCAACCAUCGGCGUCAAGCAUAUUUGCAUCAUCAGCACCACCAGCAUUCGGAUCGUCAGCACCAGCAUUUGGGACAUCAGCACCCGCAUUCGGAUCAUCGGCACCCGCAUUCGGAUCAGCAGCAGCACCACCAUUCUCUUUCGCAUCUGCAAACCCCUCUAGCCCUUUCUCCCAGAAGGGUCCCGACUCCUCUGCUGCUGCAAGUGCUGCUGCUGCUGCUGCUGCUGCUGCUGCUGCUGCUGGACAGCCCUCUCCCUUCCCCUCCCCUCCGCCUUUCAACUUUGCAAACCCAACGGGCACGAUGGCAACGUUUGGAAAGCCUUCUGGUGACGUGGCGAUGCGUGGCGCCGCCCGUGGUGACGUGGCAACGCGUGACGCACCCCGUAGUGAUGUGGCGAUGCGUGACACCACCCGUAGUGACGUGGCGAUGCGUGACGCACCCCGUAGUGACGUGGCGAUGCGUGGCACUGCCCGUAGUGACGUGGCGAUGCGUGACGCUGUCCGUGGUGACGUGGCAACGCGUGACGCACCCCAUAGUGACGUGGCAACGCGUGACGCACCCCGUAGUGAUGUGGCGAUGCGUGACGCACCCCGUAGUGACGUAGCGAUGCGUGGCACUGCCCGUAGUGACGUGGCGAUGCGUAUUGCUGCCCGUGGUGACGUGGCAACGCGUGACGCACCCCAUAGUGACGUGGCAACGCGUGGGGCACCCCUUAGUGACGUGGCGAUGCGUGACGCACCCCAUAGUGACGUGGCGAUGCGUGGAGCCGCCCGUAGUGACGUGGCAACGCGUGACGCACCCCAUAGUGACGUGGCGAUGCGUGACGCACCCCGUAGUGACGUGGCGAUGCGUGACGCACCCCCUAGUGACGUGCCGAUGCGUGACGCACCCUGUAGUGACAUGGCGACCCGUUGCGCACCCCAUAGUGACGUGGCGAUGCGUGGCACCGCCCGUAGUGACGUGGCGAUGCAUGGCGCUGCCCGUGGUGACGUGGCAACGCGUGACGCACCCCGUAGUGACGUGGCGAUGCGUGACGCACCCCGUAGUGACGUGGCGAUGCGUGAGGCACCCCCAAGUGACGUGGCGAUGCGUGACGCACCCCGUAGUGACGUGGCGAUGCAUGGCGCUGCCCGUCGUGACGUGGCGAUGCUUGGCACUGCCUGUAGUGACGUGGCGACGCGUGACGCACCCCGUAGUGACGUGGCGACGCGUGGCGCAAUCCGUAGUGACGUGGCGAUGCGUGACGCACCCCAUAGUGACGUGGCGAUUCGUGACGCAUCCCAUAAUGACGUGGCAAUGCGUGGCGCCGCCCGUAGUGACGUGGCAAUGCAUGGCGCUGCCCGUGGUGUUGUCGCAACGCGUGACGCACCCCGUAGCGACGUGGCGAUGCGUGACGCACCCCGUAGUGACGUGGCGAUGCGUGACGCACCCCCAAGUGACGUGGCGAUGCGUGACGCACCCCGUAGUGACGUGGCGAUGCAUGGCGCUGCCCGUCGUGACGUGGCGAUGCGUGGCACUGCCCGUAGUGACGUGGCGACGCAUGACCCACCCCGUAGUGACGUGGCGACGCGUGGCGCACCCCCUAGUGACGUGGCGACGCGUGACGCACCCCAUAGUGACGUGGCGAUUCGUGACGCACCCCAUAAUGACGUGGCGAUGCGUGGCGCCGCCCGUAGUGACGUGGCAAUGCAUGGCGCUGCCCGUGGUGACGUGGCAACGCGUGACGCACCCCGUAGUGACGUGGCGAUGCGUGACGCACCCCGUAGUGACGUGGCGAUGCGUGACGCACCCCAUAGUGACGUGGCGAUGCGUGACGCACCCCAUAGUGAUGUGGCGAUGCGUGACGCACCCCAUAGUGACGUGGCGAUGCGGGACGCACCCCAUAGUGACGUGGCGAUGCGUGACGCACCCCAUAGUGACGUGGCGAUGCGGGACGCACCCCAUAGUGACGUGGCGAUGCGGGACGCCGCCCGUAGUGACGUGGCGAUGCAUGGCGCUGCCCGUGGUGACGUGGCAACGCAUGACGCACCCCAUAGUGACGUGUUGAUUCGUGACGCACCCUGUAGUGAUGUGGCGAUGCGUGACGCACCCCGUAGUGACGUGGCGAUGCGUGGCACUGCCCGUAGUGACGUGGCGAUGCGUAUCGCUGCCCGUGGUGACGUGGGAACGCGUGACGCACCCCAUAGUGACGUGGCAACGCGUGGGGCACCCCUUAGUGACAUGGCGAUGCGUGACGCACCCCAUAGUGACGUGGCGAUGUGGGGCGCACCCCGUAGUGACGUAGCGAUGCGUGAUGCACCCCAUAGUGACGUGGCGAUGCGUGGCGCCUCCCGUAGUGACGUGGCAACGCGUGACGCACCCCGUAGUGACGUGGCAACGCGUGACGCACCGCGUAGUGACGUGGCGAUGCGUGACGCACCCCCUAGUGACGUGCCGAUGCGUGACGCACCCUGUAGUGACAUGGCGACGCGUUGCGCACCCCAUAGUGACGUGGCGAUGCGUGGCACCGCCCGUAGUGACGUGGCGAUUCAUGGCGCUGCCCGUGGUGACGUGGCAACGCGUGACGCACCCCGUAGUGACGUGGCGAUGCGUGACGCACCCCGUAGUGAUGUGGCGAUGCGUGAGGCACCCCCAAGUGACGUGGCGAUGCGUGACGCACCCCGUAGUGACGUGGCGAUGCAUGGCGCUGCCCGUCGUGACGUGGCGAUGCUUGGCACUGCCUGUAGUGACGUGGCGACGCGUGACGCACCCCGUAGUGACGUGGCGAUGCGUGGCGCACUCCGUAGUGACGUGGCGAUGCGUGACGCACCCCAUAGUGACGUGGCGAUUCGUGACGCAUCCCAUAAUGACGUGGCAAUGCGUGGCGCCGCCCGUAGUGACGUGGCAAUGCAUGGCGCUGCCCGUGGUGUUGUGGCAACGCGUGACGCACCCCGUAGUGACGUGGCGAUGCGUGACGCACCCCGUAGUGACGUGGCGAUGCGUGACGCACCCCCAAGUGACGUGGCGAUGCGUGACGCACCCCGUAGUGACGUGGCGAUGCAUGGCGCUGCCCGUCGUGACGUGGCGAUGCGUGGCACUGCCCGUAGUGACGUGGCGACGCAUGACGCACCCCGUAGUGACGUGGCGACGCGUGGCGCACCCCCUAGUGACGUGGCGACGCGUGACGCACCCCAUAGUGACGUGGCGAUUCGUGACGCACCCCAUAAUGACGUGGCGAUGCGUGGCGCCGCCCGUAGUGACGUGGCAAUGCAUGGCGCUGCCCGUGGUGACGUGGCAACGGGUGACGCACCCCGUAGUGACGUGGCGAUGCGUGACGCACCCCGUAGUGACGUGGCGAUGCGUGACGCACCCCAUAGUGACGUGGCGAUACGUGACGCACCCCAUAGUGACGUGGCGAUGCGUGACGCACCCCGUAGUGACGUGGCGAUGCGUGACGCACCCCGUAGUGACGUGGCGAUGUGUAACGCAACCCGUAGUGACGUGGCGAUGCGUGGCACUGCCCGUAGUGACGUGGCGAUGUGUGAUGCUGCCUGUGGUGACGUGGCAACGCGUGACGCACCCCAUAGUGACGUGGCAACGCGUGACGCACCCCAUAGUGACGUGGCGAUGCGUGACGCACCCCAUAGUGACGUGGCGAUGCGUGACGCACCCCGUAGUGACAUAGCGAUGCGUGACGCACCCCAUUGUGACGUGGCGAUGCGUGGCGCCGCCCGUAGUGACGUGGCGAUGCAUGGCGCUGCCCGUGGUGACGUGGCAACGCGUGACGCACCCCAUAGUGACGUGUUGAUUCGUGACGCACCCUGUAGUGAUGUGGCGAUGCGUGACGCACCCCGUAGUGACGUGGCGAUACGUGGCACUGCCCGUAGUGACGUGGCGAUGCGUAUCGCUGCCCGUGGUGACGUGGGAACGCGUGACGCACCCCAUAGUGACGUGGCAACGCGUGGGGCACCCCUUAGUGACGUGGCGAUGCGUGACGCACCCCAUAGUGACGUGGCGAUGUGGGGCGCACCCCGUAGUGACGUAGCGAUGCGUGACACACCCCAUAGUGACGUGGCGAUGCGUGGCGCCUCCCGUAGUGACGUGGCAACGCGUGACGCACCCCGUAAUGACGUGGCAACGCGUGACGCACCCCGUAGUGACGUGUCGAUGCGUGACGCACCCCCUAGUGACGUGCCGAUGCGUGACGCACCCUGUAGUGACAUGGCGACGCGUUGCGCACCCCAUAGUGACGUGGCGAUGCGUGGCACCGCCCGUAGUGACGUGUCGAUGCGUGGCGCUGCCCGUGGUGAUGUGGCAACGCGUGGCGCUGCCCGUGGUGACGUGGCGACGCGUGACGCACCCCAUAGUGAUGUGGCGAUGUGUGACGCACCCCGUAGUGACGUGGCGAUGCAUGACGCACCCCGUAGUGACGUGGCGAUGCGUGGCACUGCCCGUACUGACGUGGCGACGCAUGACGCACCCCGUAGUGACGUGGCGACGCGUGGCGCACCCCGUAGUGACGUGGCGACGCGUGACGCACCCCAUAGUGACGUGGCGAUGCGUGACGCACCCCGUAGUGACGUGGCGAUGCGUGACGCACCCCGUAGUGACGUGGCGAUGUGUAACGCAACCCGUAGUGACGUGGCGAUGCGUGGCACUGCCCGUAGUGACGUGGCGAUGUGUGAUGCUGCCUGUGGUGACGUGGCAACGCGUGACGCACCCCAUAGUGACGUGGCAACGCGUGACGCACCCCAUAGUGACGUGGCGAUGCGUGACGCACCCCAUAGUGACGUGGCGAUGCGUGACGCACCCCGUAGUGACAUAGCGAUGCGUGACGCACCCUUUGACGUGGCGAUGCGUGGCGCCGCCCGUAGUGAUGUGGCGAUGCGUGGCGCUGCCCGUGGUGACGUGCAACGCGUGACGCACCCCGUAGUGACUGACAUGGCGACGCGUUGCGCACCCCAUAGUGACGUGGCGAUGCGUGGCACCGCCCGUAGUGAUGUGGCAAUGCGUGGCGCUGCCCGUGGUGACGUGGCAACGCGUGACGCACCCCGUAGUGACGUGGCGAUGCGUGACGCACCCCGUAGUGACGUGGCGAUGCGUGACGCACCCCCAAGGGACGUGGCGAUGCGUGACGCACCCCGUAGUGACGUGGCGAUGCAUGGCACUGCCCGUCGUGACGUGGCGAUGCGUGGCACUGCCCGUAGUGACGUGGCGACGCGUGACGCACCCCGUAGUGACGUGGCGAUGCGUGGCCCCCUCGUAGUGACUGACGUGGCAAUGCAUGGCGCUGCCCGUGGUGACGUGGCAACGCGUGACGCACCCUGUAGUGACGUGGUGAUGCGUGACGCACCCCGUAGUGACGUGGCGAUGCGUGGCGCACCCCAUAGUGACGUGUCGAUGCGUGGCACUGCCCAUAGUGACGUGACGAUGCGUGACGCUGCCCGUGGUUACGUGGCAACGCGUGACGCACCCCAUAGUGACGUGGCAACGCGUGACGGACCCCGUAGUGACGUGGCGAUGCGUGACGCACCCCGUAGUGACGUGGCGAUGCGUGGCACUGCCCGUAGUGACGUGGCGAUGCGUGACGCUGCCCGUGGUGACGUGGCAACGCGUGACGCACCCCAUAGUGACGUGGCAACGCGUGACGCACCCCUUAGUGACGUGGCGAUGCGUGACGCACCCCAUAGUGACGUGGCGAUGCGGGACGCACCCCGUAGUGACGUAGCGAUGCGUGACGCCUCCCCAUAG